AUAAGAAAUUGGAUUACCCGUGAAAACCUACCAUUUCCGCGAAAGCUCUGUUUCCGAACAUGAAAGCCCAUCGACUUUGGCGCUCUCCGAUACCCAUCUUUGUAUUCACUGUGUUGGCGAGGUUGAGCUUUGAAUGUUCGGCUGAAUUUGAUUCGUUGCUGCAGCUCCCACUUUCCGGGGCGAACAGAAGUCGAGCCAGAUCCAAAAGGGUUUUCUAUCUUGCCGAUUUUGGGGCGAAAGGAGAUGGAAUUAGCAAUGAUACUCAGCCACUCAUUGAAGCCUGGAAGAUUGCCUGUUCUUUCCCCACUAGAACGAGAAUUGUUUUUCCAGCUAGUAACACAUUUCUGGUGCAUCCUAUAGAGCUUCAUGGUCCUUGUCGGUCAAGGGUGACCUUAAGGAUACAUGGCACAAUCAAUGCUCCCAAAGAUCCAAACGUUUGGGAACAUCGAAACCCGAGAAAAUGGCUUUACUUUCGUGCGGUGAACCACCUGACUCUCAACGGCGGAGGCGAGAUCAACGGAAUGGGAUAUGAAUGGUGGAUGAGAUCUUGCAAGAUUAACUCAACAAAUCCGUGUCGACAUGCUCCAACAGCCAUUACUUUCCAUAAGUGUAAGAAUGUAAAGAUUCAUCAUCUAUUGGUAAUUGACAGUCAACAGAUGCAUGUUUCUUUCACAAACUGUCUUCGCGUAGUUGCCUCUAAUCUUAAAGUGAUCGCUCCUGCUUUUAGCCCGAAUACUGAUGGAAUCCAUAUUAGUGCGUCGAAGGGUGUCACAGUCAAGAAUAGCGUCGUUAGUACAGGGGAUGACUGUAUCUCUAUAGUCAAUAAUUCUUCAAGGAUCUUGAUCAAAGACAUUGCCUGUGGACCAGGCCAUGGAAUAAGUAUUGGAAGCUUGGGAAAGCAAAACACAUGGGCGCAGGUACAUAACAUAAGGGUCGAUGGAGCUGUUUUGUCGAACACCGAAAACGGAGCAAGGAUCAAAACAUGGCAGGGUGGCAGUGGCUUCGCCACUGAUAUCACCUUCAAGAACAUGUUGAUGAAAAAUGUAUCAAACCCAAUAAUCAUAGAUCAGUAUUACUGCGACUCGAAUCAUCCAUGUGCCAAUCAGACAUCAGCUGUUAAAGUGAGAGACAUAUCAUUCAUUCACAUCAAAGGAACUACAGCAACAAACGAGGCCAUAAAACUUGCUUGCAGCGACACGUUGCCAUGUGUCGACUUAUAUAUGGAAGACGUUCUACUCUUAUCGAACGAUGGCGAGAUGUUGACUUCGUUCUGCUGGCAAGCACAUGGUUCGAGUUCGGGGCCUGUUUAUCCCCCGCCGUGCUUUCUCGGUAACGAGAGCUUCAUCGAGCAGAAGGUCCAGCCUCGCCCUGCUUCUCAUUCUUUUUAGAGAACUUCUGAAGCUUCAUAGUUGCAGAAGCUUAUGAGAGGUUUGUAAAGUUGUAUUGUAUGUUCUGUAUAAAUCAAUGGCUGGAUAAGAAGCAAUGAGAAGCUGAAGAUGAGUUA
Molecule: messenger RNA, 1504 nt
Organism: Cucurbita maxima (winter squash)
Lineage: Eukaryota; Viridiplantae; Streptophyta; Magnoliopsida; Cucurbitales; Cucurbitaceae
Product: probable polygalacturonase At1g80170
Exons: 9
Coding region: 60-1388 (442 amino acids)
Biological process (GO): carbohydrate metabolic process
Molecular function (GO): polygalacturonase activity
Source: RefSeq, a predicted model, not a curated record